UGUGGCAACCUAUUAAAGAAGUUACUUAUAUGUUGGAAGCUAAUGAUGCAACACUAGCCGAUUGUUUUAUCUAUUUAAUUAAAUUGGCUGUAGCAAUUGAUCAUUUACCCGAUAUAAAUACUUUCAAGAUUCCUGCUAUUCAUAUUUUUAAUCAUCGUUAUGAGAAAUUUUUACAUCCUCUUUAUAUUUUGGCAUAUUACAUUCAUCCUCAAUAUAGAGGAAAGGGCUUAAAAGAUAAUGGGUUUCAUACAGCAGCUCUUACAUCUCUUGAAUUAUGGCAAAAUCUUGGACAUACUCGAUCAGAAGAAGGAAUGGCUAAAAUUAGAUCUUAUUAUAUGACGAAUAUUCGACAUGAGCUAAAUUUGUUUGGUAAAGAGUUAACAGAGGUUGAUCUUCGAGAUGCAUGUAAUAUAACAUCAAUCGGUAAUAUUAUAAGUUGUGAAGGGGAUCAAACAAGAGUUAGUGAGGAGAAUUCAUUAGAUAAUACUAUAUCCGAUUGUUCCGCAACCUUAUUAAUUAAGGAGAUUAUUGACUUGACAGCCGAAGAAAAUUCAUUAGAAACAGUCCAAAUUAUCUCUCCUGCCGAUCUGGAUUAUAAUCCAUAUGAUGUACUAAAUAGUUUUUUAGAACGUGAAAGUCAAAAUCAAUAA
Molecule: messenger RNA, 650 nt
Organism: Acaulospora morrowiae
Lineage: Eukaryota; Fungi; Glomeromycota; Glomeromycetes; Diversisporales; Acaulosporaceae
Source: the annotation of a GenBank genome assembly